Molecule: messenger RNA, 893 nt
Organism: Suillus paluster
Lineage: Eukaryota; Fungi; Basidiomycota; Agaricomycetes; Boletales; Suillaceae
Exons: 1
Coding region: 260-727 (155 amino acids)
Source: RefSeq, a predicted model, not a curated record
UAAAAGCGAAGGUGCCAUAGACGUCCUGCAGGGAUUGGCGUCAUCACAUGGACGUGAGGAAAACCCGAGAGACAUGGACCACACGCCUCAUGCAGCAUAUUUAGUUUACUUGCUGUGUAAUGCGCAAACGUUUCUGGAACAUCCUGAUGCGGAAAGAAGCAACGAACUGGUUGCGAUCCGGUUUACCGCCUUCACCCACCUGAACCUCAUCUGGCGGGCAGCCCAAAAAGCGCUUCAAAGACUCAUCCUUGACUGAUAAAUGCGUCAUACAUCAAUAAAUGUACUCACCAAGUCGGCGCUUACCAUCAAUACUUCCCAAAUUCAGCUGCGUAAAAAAUACAUGGUUGCUGGUUUCCAUACAUGCGAGGCGCAACUCGGAAGAACAAGCAGACGAAAAUUCGGAAAUCAAUCCAGAAAGGGCCGACAAGGUUUCUCGCCGAUCACUCACAACUGCCCAAUCUCGAUAUUAAGCGCUUGCAGGAGGUCGAAGAACUGUGCAGCUGCGAGAGCAGUGGCGCAGGCAUUGGCAGUUGAGGUAACAGAGGAAGAGGUAUCACUAGGAGCAGAGACAAGAUCACGGAUACGAGGUAGAACAGCGGUACGUUCCCGCUUGGUUGAUAGAAAGGAGAACACUACGGAUGGUGGUCUGCAUUGGAUGAAAUCUGCUGUCAUUCGACAAGGAAAUGAGGGCAUCGUGCCAAGCAUUGCAAAACAACAAUCAGGAUAGGAGCACCCGGCUCGAAGACCCGACAAAGGAAAGAAAAAUGAAAUGCACGAAGCAACAUGGCAGACAAAGAACCCUACAAUAUCAAUCACUUACGACAGUCUGCUGCCCUUUCGACUUUUGAUAUCACUGAUAUUGCUUUUGCACCCCACAAUGAACCAUUUCAAAG